UUCUGCUUUGCUCCGGAAUGAGCAGUUCUUUCCAUUAACAGACCAGCUAGUUGUUCAUAUUCUCCAGAAUGGCAGGAAAGAAAGUGUUUAUUGUGUAUGGCCACCAGAGCUCUGGCUCAUUCAGUGCUGCAGCUAAAGAUGCUGCUGUGGAAGUCUUUGGAACGAAGGGCUACACAACUGAAAUAUCUGACCUAUAUGCCAUGAAGUUUAAAGCCUCUGCUACUGCUGAGGACAUCACUGGAGAAGUUAAGAAUGCAGAUCACUUCUGUUACGCAGAGGAGACCAAACUAGCAUGGGAGGCUGGAAAACUGUCUGCUGACAUCACCGAAGAACAACGCAAACUCACUGAAGCAGACCUCAUCAUCUUUCAGUUCCCCAUGUACUGGUUCAGUUUUCCUGCAAUCAUGAAGGGCUGGAUUGACCGGGUGCUCACACUGGGCUUCGCUUACUCCCAAGAGAAGAGGUAUAGCCAGGGCAUCUUCAAGGACAAGAAAGCCAUGCUGUCCUUCACCACUGGGUCUCACGAGUCCAUGUUCAGUGCAAAUGGCAUUAAUGGAGACAUGAAUGUCACACUGUGGCCGCUGCAGAAUGGCAUCCUGCACUACUGUGGCUUCCAAGUUCUGGCCCCUCAGAUCUUCUGGGCUCCGUCUCACGUUCCCUCUGAGGUGCGAGGCACCAUGCUGGAGGGCUGGCGUAAAAGACUGCAAGGCCUCCUGGAGGAAAAACCACUUUCCUUCACUCCUUUGGACUGCUUCGACAGGGAGAAGGGCUUCCAGCUUAAGCCUGACGUCUGUGAGAAACAUGCCACUGAGGAGUUUGGACUGACUGUGGGGAUCCACCUGGGCAAGCCACUACCACCCAACAACCAGAUGAAAGCUGGAGUCUAAAGACUGCAAGAUCUCUUGUCAUUCAACUAUGAUGAAUAAAAGCUGUCUAAGAACA
Molecule: messenger RNA, 942 nt
Organism: Micropterus salmoides (largemouth bass)
Lineage: Eukaryota; Metazoa; Chordata; Actinopteri; Centrarchiformes; Centrarchidae
Product: NAD(P)H dehydrogenase [quinone] 1-like
Exons: 6
Coding region: 69-887 (272 amino acids)
Cellular component (GO): cytosol
Molecular function (GO): NAD(P)H dehydrogenase (quinone) activity
Source: RefSeq, a predicted model, not a curated record